UCCAACUGUGGGGAGGAUGCGCUGUGGGGUAACAAACAAACGCACAGAUCAAGGGUUGGUAUUGAUAGCAGAUACAGAUACGAGCACCUCAACAUGCUUGACACUACUGUUUGCACUAAAACAUUAUCUAUUUGGGUUAAUUAUAAGACAUUGUAGCCACAUAUGUAUACUCAGUAGAUUGAAACAUCAUUUUAACAGUAUGUAUCUUAAAAGUGUAUGUCAUUACAAUUGUUAAUAGUUUAUGGGUUCAUGGGGCUUUAAAAUAAACACCUAGAUAUAGCUUAGUGCUAAAAUAUACAGCGGCUUUGCUUAAUUGCAUGAGUAUCAAUUACCAGAAGGUUAAAACAAGUCUUUAGGCCGGUAAGAACUUAGACUGGAAACCUGUAACGUCUGAGCUCAUCUGACAUUUGUGCAAUGAGGCUUGAAUUAAAGGUUUCAAAUAUUAAAAAUAAUAAAUGACUGUUUCUGGCAUAAUUUUGUCAUUUUUACAGCUGACUCAUUGAAGGAAAUCAAAGGUGUUAUUAAUAAUGGCUUACAGGAACAUUUUGUGUAAAUGGAGCAGAGUCACCAUUAAUGUUAUUAGUCAAAUGUGUGCUGUGAAAGAAAGGCUUAUUGUGUGGGUGCUUAGACUCUUCUUGAUUGAUAGUUUUCUUUAUGUCAUGUUCAGUUUUAUUUCGGUACAGUGAUGACUUCAUUCCUGUAUAAUUUAGACCCGAUGCCGCUUUAGCCAGAAUGACUCAGAAAGGAGCGUGUUUGAACAGCUUUUAGGAUCUUCUUGAACUGUGCCAUCCACCAAUGGAUUUUCAAACAUGGUAAUAGUUUGCCUACUGGUAAUGUGAAUAAGAUAAGCAUUUGCAUAAUAUGCCUGGGACAGUAUGAAGCACCGAGGAGGCAAAGUCCACAUAGCAGGACGACCUUUCAAAGGGAUUAAAAGCACCGUGGAUUGGAAACGGAACAAUUUCAUAAUGAUUGUCUCCAGAGCAUAUCAAUCGAUCCUCUUUGUUCUUGUCAUUGUGAUGGCAGGAGCAGAGGUGCAGGAAAACCUCUCUCCCAACUGUAAACAGUUCCUGUACAUGGGCACGCUGCCUCGAGGGCUUCAGCAGCUGUCUUUUAAAAAGAUUUGCCAGUUCUACGAGGGCAAACCACGAUUCGUCACCCUGUUCGACACCUUCAGCCACAUCCCCAUUUAUUCUGCGUACACCUUCAAGCGCUCAGACGGCUCCAAAAAGGUGGAUGUGCCUUGGAUGUAUGAACCACAGCUCUCCACAGUGUCUGAUUCACGUGAGAUGCAGCCCUUCCCUUCAGAAAACCUUCACAAGAGCUUUGAGGAUGCUCAGGCCGUGCUUGAAGACUACUCCAACAGUGUCAUGUUUGAACGUGGUCAGCUGAAUCCGGACGAGCACCAGGCCGACAUCCAUGACAAAGCCUCCACCUACACGCUGACAAACGUGGUCCCUCAGGUCAGAGAGUUCAACAUUGGCCCCUGGAAAGAUCACCAGCACAUGAUUCGCAGGCGGCUCAACAACUACUGUCGUGGCACCGCAUAUAUAGUCACCGGGGUCACGACCUCUGGGCACAGCAUCCGCAGACACAACAUCAACCGCCUGGGCAUCCCCACCUACCUGUGGUCGGCAUACUGCUGCAUCGAUUUUGACCACAAUGCACCAUUCUCCGAGCGCUCAAAGUUUCCUGUGUUUGCAGCUCACGGGCUCAACGACAGGCAGGAUAACAAGGUCCAGGAGAUGACGGUGCAGCAGCUGGAGGACUUCCUGAAGAAGGUUACCUAUGUCGACAGCUCUUUCCAGAUCUUCUAUGACAACUGCGUGGCUCUCAAUAGUGCCAUGCCUUGAGAGAAGAAGAUUGGUCCUUUUAUAUUUACGCAAUUGUCUUUAAGAUUCCAAUUCAGCCGUCAAAUAGGAGUAAAUAUUGAAUUACUUUAUGCAGUUUCUGGGGUAAUUUAAACUUGAUGCCCCCUUGUCUCAAUUUCUUCACCAAUAUAUAAUCUAGCAUAUCUUUAUUUGCUCUUUGGCAGCUUGUUUGCAGAUUGAAAUGUAAAUCCCACCACUAUUACACUGAUCUUUUCUUAUUUAACGUGGUCAAAGUGUAAAGAAUAUAACCCCAAAGGUCCUCUUACAAACUUUUCCGAGCACCAUUUGCUGAGAAGGAUGUGUUUGAAAGCUCUGAAAAGGUACUAAGUGGACCUUUGAGCUUAGAUUUGUAUACAUAUCAUUGUCCCCAAAGGUUCAUAUUGGUCUUACAUUAAAACAUUAGUCGGAGUAAAACAUUUGAAAUGAUGUUGUACUUGAUGGUGCGUCAACUAGCUUGUGUUGCGAGUUCACUCACCAUGAAAACACUAAAUGGUUGUACUCUUCCUUCACUCUAUCCUUAUCUGAUGUUAACUUACUGACUGGGAACUACUCCAGCCUCUGUAGGCCUUUUGUUCAUCGCCGACAGAUUAGACCAGGAGUUUUACAUCCAGCCUCUUAACUGCAGCACUACUAUACACCUUUUUAGUUACCAACAGAGAAACUCAUGACCAACUGGUGUACAAUCCACAUUCUGACUUAUCAAUCUGUUAUCCUCAACAAGACGAUUCCCAUCAAAUAGUUUUACUUAUCAAUGAAUAAUAGGAAUUAGUGUAUCAGAAUAGCAAACAGUAAAAAAUGAAAUGGGCUCGGCUUAUUUUGUUAUUUUUGAGGUACCUCCUUUUCGUUACAUUUGGAUUUCAAACUGUGCCAUGAAAUGUGAACUACAAAAGCUAUAUUGAGUAUAAAUAAAAUAAGGUGAUAAUCCCU
Gymnodraco acuticeps is the source of this 2795-nucleotide messenger RNA. RefSeq names its product endonuclease domain-containing 1 protein-like. Bases 876 to 1850 code for a protein of 324 amino acids. Lineage: Eukaryota; Metazoa; Chordata; Actinopteri; Perciformes; Bathydraconidae. Gene Ontology annotation, molecular function: metal ion binding; nucleic acid binding; hydrolase activity. The transcript is spliced from 2 exons. The record is from RefSeq and is a predicted model, not a curated record.